Molecule: messenger RNA, 378 nt
Organism: Diceros bicornis minor
Lineage: Eukaryota; Metazoa; Chordata; Mammalia; Perissodactyla; Rhinocerotidae
Gene: C18H17orf114
Product: chromosome 18 C17orf114 homolog
Exons: 2
Coding region: 1-246 (81 amino acids)
Source: RefSeq, a predicted model, not a curated record
AUGGGUCUCAAGGGGGCAUGGUGUUUCCCAUGGUGUGGGUGCCGGAGACAGCGGGGGACUGAAAGAGGAGCAGGCCUAGAUCCAGCUGCCCCUCCAGAUCCAGAUCCCAGUCCAGCUAUAGCCCCCAUCGUGGCUGAGGGAGACAUACCCUCUCUAGGGCCUGGUGCCUACUUCAGCAGGAAAGCCCGACUGUCCUUCCGCCACCAGCUGCAUGACAUAGCAUCGGCCAAUGACUCCACCAUUUGAAGGGGACAACCAGGGGCUGAACUUCCAGGAAGCCUUGGCAACCUUUCUUCCCCCCACUUAGUGAUCCCAGUGUCCAGCUCCCCCAAGUCCCUCAUGACCUUCUUAUUCAAUAUAUUCAAAGUUGCCAAGUGU